CACGCCGGGUUGGGGUCUUGCUGUUUUGCAUGGAGACAAAAAUGAAGAAAAAGGUGGAGGGGAAAGGCGCAUGCGGAAGACCUUUACAUUGAGGUGGUGUUUUGAGGGUUGUCGCACAAUUUUGGUGAUAGCGGUUUUUGGAUAGGAGAGCUUGGUGCCUGUGCAGGGAAGUUGUACGGUAUGUGUCUGGCGUGAGGUGAAGGCACGUGCGUGAGAGGGCGAGGGCUGGGACUAGCUACGGCAUACUUCGCAUCCGAUGCUGCCUAAGCCCUGACAUUUGUUUGAUUUCUUAAGUUGAAUGCCGAGCCAGCGAAUGCGUUGCAGCUUGUUGCUGGUUGUCACAAUGCUGGGCAUACCGUCAACUCCACGGUAUGGUGGUUCGGCGCUAAAAAGUGGCAUUGACACGUUUUUUUACUGCUAUUGCGUUUGGACCGUUGACUAGUCAAGGCGACGGCAGCUGCUGUUUUGUUGGGCAGUGCUAAAAAAAGCCAUUGGCAACUGCGGUGAGAUUGGGAAGCAGGUAUUUGAAGAAGCGGUACUGGUUUGGGGUCUGUCGAUGGCCGAAGGAUGGAGGAAAGCCUGCACACACCACCCGGCAACGGCGAAGGCUGGAUGUGCAUGCAACAUGGUGUGUAGGCAUGUGUGUUAGCCGUGGCUUGCAAAUGGCACAAGCGCGGUGCUACUGCUCGAUGUACGAGAUCAGCGUACGAGGGUCACAUGUCACAGCUCUCCGCAAGCUUAGAGAGACGUGAAAAGUUAACAUUUUGCACGUUACUGUAACGCACGUUUUGCUAGAACUAGCUUGGUUAUACGUAUCAUCCGAGAACAAAAAGCGAAUUGUAAACCGUGACGCCUUCCUCUUUCCCUGCGUCUUUACGUAUACAGGGGUAAAACUGUGCCAAUACUACUAAAAUCAAUUUACCCCUGUGCAUGUUCGCGACAUACGACUAACCCGAUAGACUGUGACAGAUAGAGGAAGGGCUUUAGGAAUGACUUUAGGGUGAACAUAUGUAGCUCUUGCAGAUGGUAUCUAGUAAUUGUCGAUUUCACGCGGCGGUGUUAUCGCUUACCCGGCAUUCGAUGCUAGCCUAGCUUGGGUGGAAGGCCACCUGCCCGGCGGCAGGGACUGCAGUACUUCGUCAAGGAACUGCGUCCCGCAAGCGGCGGGUGCGCAACUGGAAUGGGCUGCUCAGGCAGCAAGUCUAUAUUUACGCGGGAGUCCCCCCUUAGUGAAGCUUUGGAGCGCAAACUCAUCGAUGCAGUCAUCACUACAAAAAAGAGGAAGGGCCAUGUUGUUAAGAAAAGCAGCUUCAACAAUCUUAUGCUGCAAUUGCCCAAGCUAACAUCCGGCUUCAAGAAAAUACGCGACGCGUAUUCCACGGCGACGGCACCUACAGGAAAGGUAUCUUGGGGCACCUUCCGAGCACUUUGCGGCCCAAAGCUCGGGUUAGACCCAACCUCGGAAACCCUGAAGGAGGUGCUCAUCCUGCCUCAAGUGGAUGCCGGCGUGCCUGUCACCCAUGCCGACCUCAUCGUCCUCUUCACGGUUGUUUUCCUGCUGGACGAUGCCUCCAAGCGACGAACCAUCGCCUCCCCCGACGUGCGCGGAUGCCUGGACCUCAUGGAGAAGAGCUUCAUGUUCUUCGACUCCUCCGCGGACGGCUGCAUCGAGCGCAAGGAGCUGGCGCUGGCACUCAAGAGCGGCACUAAGGUGUUUGGGCGCAAGGCCUCCAAGACGCUGGCGGACCGGCUGUUCGACCAGCUGGACUGGUCCAAGGACGGUCAGAUCACGUUCAAGGAGUACCUUGUGGGCAUGGAGCGCAUCAUCAUCGAGACGGCGGGCGAGGAGGAGGAGGACAUGCGGCAGCUGGGGCUGCUGGGGGGCAGGGCGGCGGAGGAGGAGGAGCAGGGGGAGCAGGGGGAGGGGGAGCAGCAGCUGCUGCUGGGCGAGCAGGAGGAGGGGGAGGACCCCAGGGACGUGGACGUGGGUAUUGUGGAGGAGGGGCCGCAGCAGCAGGGCGAGGGGAGGCAGCAGGCGACAGCUGAGUCGGGCGCCCCGGGUCUCUUCAUGCCGGCCGGUAACAGCCUCGGUCGGAAACAGCCACCGCCGCCGCCAGCAGCAGUAGCAGGGUUGUCAAUGUUUCCAGACGAGCCAUACACACCUCUUCAACCCAUACAGCAGCAACAACCACAGCAACAACAACAACAGCAGCAGCAGCAAGCGUUUCAGCAGCGGAGGCAGUCGCAACGGCAACAAGGGCAGCAGCAGCAGGAUGAUGGCGGCCAGGAAGCAGGCGACCAGUUUCGGGAUUUCGAGCGGGAGCGGAUGCCUCCGCGGCCCUCCCAGCGGUGGCAGGAGCCGGACAAGCCGCCGGUGGUGGAGCCGGCGGCGGUGCCGGAUAGCACGGAUGAGGUCCGGCCGUUCACAUUCUCGGGCAUGGGGGAACCCGAAUCACCCGUCCGGAAACCUGCAGGGUGGCGUUGAGGAGGGUGGUUUGGCUGGUAGGCGUGUUGCAGCAAUGACAGGGGGGCGCUGUUUGGGAGGGAAGGGGUAACCGAAGGGGGUGAUGCUCGCUUUUGUAGCAUGUUGAAUUGUUGAUGCUGGUGAUGCGUUAACAUGGGGUGGUGCAGAUAGAGUGUGAUGUGGAGCUCGGCCUCGGGGAUGCAACCAGCAUCAGCAGACGACCCGUGUGCCGCAGGUAGUGCCCCCUGAGGUGGGGUGCCGUCACCAUUCUGCCACACGUGGUGGUGGUGGUGUGGUGAUAUGAGCUAUCGGUGAUUGUGGAGCAGGACGCGAUUGAGUCAUGGAGUUGCUGCAUGUGUGUGUGUUCAGAAAACUGGCCGCAAGUCGGAAUGUACUGUGUGAUUGCCGGAAGGUGACCCGGAGGAAGGUGAAGUCCCCACAGAAACGCCACAGGAGUCGAGGAGUGUGGUUGUGUGUGUGUAGGGGUCGUGGUGGCUCCUGGGGUUGGUUGGUAGCGACGUCCGUGCUCGUCGGGUCCCCGGGUUUGGUGGGAUUCGGGGUUGUGUCGAUGAGAUGCAUGUGGCUCGGCUGUGCAUGAGACCCCCGCGUCGCGUUGUGUUGCGUUGUGUGCAUGUGCGCGCAUACGCACAUCAAUUAUACUCGGUUUUGCCCUUAACCACUCACGUGUGGUAACAUAUUCUUAACGCAUAGACGCAACCCACGACACGGACAUGUGAUGUUGUCCGUUUAAUCCGGGACAGAAUUAGGGAACAUGCUCCUACGGAACCUGGCUUCUACCGAUUGGAACCAACCGAUUUCACCACUUCACCACGAUUUCACCAACCCAAUUGGUUCGGAGGUUGACAUGUCUGGAAGAAUGGGGUCGGUAAGUUUGGACCACCCCCUGCUGUGUCAAGGAAAGGUCAAGGUCGUGAGAACGUUACUGUGUUUUCAUCAUGCGUAGAAGGCUUUGUGGGGCCCUAACGUACGCUGAUUUCUCCACAUUGCUGUGGUGUGGUAUUGGAGUAUAUGGACUCGUAAGACCGACCCCAAGUGUGACCCAUGGGUCGGUUGGUACUGCGCACACAUGGUAAUGUUACGUGGCCCCGGCUGGUUUUACACAUGUGUAGUUUUACACAUGCGUACGAAAUGUAUCUUCCCUUGGAUGUGUAUGUGUACCCGCUAAAGGUGUGUAUGUAGCGCCUCUUGGGGCGCCGUCCAAUGUUUGACUCUUGCCGUCUUGCAACGUCAAUGGACUUCAAUUGACUCUAUCCUGGGCGGGUAAGGGAGCCGCAGAGGCUUUCUUCGUUUGACGCGGACUGUGCUUUCGGAUUGAACUGCAAAGCGACUGGGGUGUGCGACGGCACAGAGAAAUUGACGGCUGCAUGCAGACUAGCGGUAUGCUCCUUUGCAAUUCAUGCAGCGGUUGCGUAUGGAGGGGCUUGUAAGUGGUGAUCCAUUCACUUGACGGUUGAUUAUGGAUGUGGUGAUUGCAGUGGUGAUUCAUGUGAAUGCUGUACGAAGUACGAUGCUGUGUGUACGGCAUGCAGCAGCGACGUUGGCUGACCCUUUGACAUGCUGACAAGCAGCAUUCGGGUCCGAUCGGGGCUUGGGUGAGAGCGCGUUGGGGAGCUUGAGGAACUUGUAGCAGCAAGCUGCUUGGGUGCUUGGAUGCUGCUGCAGGGCCAGUGGCCAGCUGUCGAAUGCCGGUUUGUGGCGUGUUUCGGAGCAUCAUGCUUUCAUGCGUGAUUUGGAACGACCCGGGGGUUGCCGUGCAUAUUUGUGACCGCGGAGAGGAUUUUGAAGGCAUGUAGGUGGCAUGGGGAAUAACGUGUGACACACACUUGGCAUUCCGCCUUGACUCGCAAGUGUGUUUCGCUUCGGGUG
Molecule: messenger RNA, 4351 nt
Organism: Astrephomene gubernaculifera
Lineage: Eukaryota; Viridiplantae; Chlorophyta; Chlorophyceae; Chlamydomonadales; Astrephomenaceae
Source: the annotation of a GenBank genome assembly